AUGGAAUCUAUCAGAAACGCAGCAACCGCCGCCGCUAACCUCGUUGGCUUGGGUGGUAACACUGAGGAGACCAGAGAAGGCGAGACCAGCCACAUUGCUGGCGGUGAAGCUCCCCAGAACGUCGCUACUGGCACAUCGCAAUCUGGUGUCGAGCCUGUCUCAGGCAGACUUGGUCGUGGAGAGGCUGGUGAGCCCUACGACGCUGGAAACGUGGAUGGCGCUUCAGGACUCGGCAACACUUCCUCCGACUACACUUCUCAGUCGACCACCAGUCACAGCACAGGCACUGGACUCGGCAGCGGUUUGACCGGUAGCACCGGACUCACAGGUCCGAGUGGCAACAGCGGACUCACCGGCUCAGGCCUCGGUUCGAACACCACCUCUUCAUACAACACUUCUUCCUCCUCCGAACCUCUGUCAGAAAAGGUCCGUGAGACCUUCGGCGUUGGUGGCAGCAACAAGCAAGGCACUGGCUUGGGCGGCCGUAACGACGACCCUGGAUACGGCACAGCUUCAAAGCGUGACAACAACAGCUCCCUCGGCUCUGCCGUCGGUCACGGAUCCAACCCUGACACAUACGCAUACAACUCAAAGACCGCCCCUGGACUCGGUGGACACCGCAUUGGUGACGACUUCACAAGCUCUAACACUAGAAAUGAGGGAAGAGACUCUCUCCCUACCAACUUGGGCUCUGAUGUCGCUGCAGGCAAAUCAGGAGGUCACUCUUCAUCUGGAGGCCUGACAGGUCGCUCCGACAACGACAGAUACUCAUCCAGCACCGGCGGCGAAAGCCUCACUCAAAAGGCCAAGGACUACCUCCCUGGCACUGAUACUAGCAGCCACUCAAGCUCUCAGCCAGACUCGGCACGCGCUGCCGCCAGAGAGGUCAUCUCCGGUUCUGGCCGCAAUGAUGGUUACAACAGCUCUUCCACCUACGGAUCCAGCAACACCUCAUCUCUACCCGUCCGCUCUCAGGAGUCAACCUUGACCGGUGACAGAGGUCUUACUGGCAGUUCUGGCAUCGGAAGCACCGGAUCAUCUGGUCUUACUGGCACCGGCUCUUCAGGCCUCACUAGCGGUCUAACUGGCUCCAGCACCACCAGCUCAGGUCUCACUGGCUCGCACGGUCAUGGCCACAGCCACAGCCACGGUCUCCGCGACGUCGUCUGUGAAGAAGAACGCGAAGGUUACGUGCCCCACGGCGGUCACCCCAUCGGCGAAGCCGCCCACAGCACCGAAGAUGGCAAGCAAACCUGGCUCGACUACCGUAACGACCCUACCCUCCCUGUCGCCCGCGCUGAGCCUGCCGAUCGCUAG
This is a messenger RNA of Aureobasidium namibiae CBS 147.97, 1317 nucleotides long. RefSeq lists its product as uncharacterized. Bases 1 to 1317 code for a protein of 438 amino acids. The transcript has 4 exons. NCBI's taxonomy places the organism in Eukaryota, Fungi, Ascomycota, Dothideomycetes, Dothideales, Saccotheciaceae. The record is from RefSeq and is a predicted model, not a curated record.